Zonotrichia leucophrys gambelii is the source of this 1112-nucleotide messenger RNA. It is a transcript of the gene GPR132, whose product is annotated as G protein-coupled receptor 132. Gene Ontology annotation, biological process: G1/S transition of mitotic cell cycle; G protein-coupled receptor signaling pathway; negative regulation of G2/M transition of mitotic cell cycle. The record is from RefSeq and is a predicted model, not a curated record. NCBI's taxonomy places the organism in Eukaryota, Metazoa, Chordata, Aves, Passeriformes, Passerellidae. Gene Ontology annotation, cellular component: membrane. The transcript has 2 exons. The coding region runs from base 84 to 1112 and encodes 342 amino acids. Gene Ontology annotation, molecular function: G protein-coupled receptor activity.
AGCUGGAGCACUCCAUCGUCUCCUCUGUGAAAACCAGGGCAAAAAAAGGGAAAAAAAAGGAAAUAUCAGCUGGAGAAAAAAUAAUGGAACACUGUCUAAAUGAAAAUUGUAACUCCACUUGCCCAGAAAUUCCUUAUCAAGAGAGUCAGACACUUCUGGUUGCUGUUUACAGCAUUGUUUUUGCAAUAGGCCUUCCAGCAAAUUGCAUAACUUCUCUGCUGGCAUUUGUACAAAUCAAAAGGAAUAUAGUAGUUGCCAUCUACAUUUUCAGUUUAUCAUUGUGUGACCUGAUGUAUUUAUGUACCUUGCCUGUCUGGAUUAUCUAUGUGCAAAAUGGGCACAAGUGGACCAUGGGUGACACUGCUUGCAGCAUAACAGGAUUCAUCUUUUUCUGCAGUAUCUACAUCAGCAUUCUGCUUUUGUGUUGCAUCUCUGUGGAUCGUUACAUGGCACUGGUGCAUUCUCUGGAAUCAAGGGGAAGAAGACAACAGAAAAAUGCCAUCAUAAUAGUUGGUUUUCUCUUUACUGUGGUUGCAGGAAUCCACAUGCCAGUAUUUUUUAUGGAAAAUGGGCAAAACUGUACAGAGGUGAAAACCUGCUUUGAGACAGUGCCCCUUAACUUAUUAUUGGCUUAUUUCAGCUGUGCUAGAUUCCUGUUUGGAUUUUUCAUACCCCUCCUGAUCCUGAUUUUUACAAACUGCAAAAUUUUCAGAGCUACGAAAAGAAGCAGCAGCUUGACUUGUCGUGAGAAAGCCAAAGUGAAGAAUGUUGCUAUUGCCAUUAUUACUAUUUUCGUGAUCUGCUUUGCUCCAUAUCAUCUGGUUCUCAUAGUAAGAGCCAUAUACUUUAUGUUUCAUCAGGACUGCCCAUGUCCAUUUGAAAAUAAGAUAUAUUCAACUUUUACAGCGUUUCUGUGUUUAGCCACUGCAAACAGCAUUGCUGAUCCAAUCAUCUACGUUCUGGUCAGUGAAAACGUCAGAAAAGACUGCUAUAGGAGCCUGAGAAGAUUGAGAUGGAACACAUCCAAGCCAAAUUCAUCCACCGAUCACAAUACUGACAACAUAAAGUUGGAAACGCUAAAAGAAUCAGAGGAAGAGGGCCAAAGAAAAUAA